Molecule: messenger RNA, 1709 nt
Organism: Spodoptera exigua (beet armyworm)
Lineage: Eukaryota; Metazoa; Arthropoda; Insecta; Lepidoptera; Noctuidae
Source: the annotation of a GenBank genome assembly
AUGUUCGGAAUAAACUUAUUACUAGUGAUUUUAGUGUUGUGUUGCUGUUUAUACUUAUACUUUACAAGGACAUUUAACUACUGGAAGAAGAGAAAUAUUCGUGGUCCGAAACCAAUAGUCUUUUUCGGUAACAUUAAAGACUCAGCUCUUCGUAAGAAAAACCAUGGUAUCGUGAUUCAAGAGAUAUACGAUAUGUUUCCAAAUGAAAAAGUCGUCGGCAUUUAUAGAAUGACGUCACCUACGCUCCUCGUGCGAGAUUUAGAUAUAAUAAUACAUAUCAUGAUCAAGGACUUCGAUGCUUUCACUGAUCGUGGCCUGGACUUCAGUAACCGAGGUUUGGGCCAAAACUUAUUCUUUGCUGAUGGAGCCACAUGGGCAGCGUUAAGAAGUCGAUUCACUCCCAUUUUUAGUACCAGUAAAUUGAAAAAUAUGUUUUAUUUAAUAAAUGAGGGUGCUAAUAAUUUCGUGGAUUACGUUAGCAGUGAAUGUCAAGUAAAAGAUGACUUUGAAGUAGUCUCUCUUCUUCAAACAUACACAUUGGCUACGAUCUCAUCUUGUGCCUUCGGUAUUAGUUAUGAUAGUCUUAAUGAUAAAAUAGAUACUCUAAAAAUUGUUGAUCAAAUUCUUGCAAGACCAAGUCAUGUGCUUGAGUUAGAUAUGUUGUACCCAGGACUUUUAAAAUCGCUAAACUUGUCAAUUUUUCCAAGAGAUGUGCAAAAUUUUUUCAAAAAUUUAGUCGAUCACAUAAUCACUCAGAGAAAUGGUAAACCUUCGAAACGGAAUGACUUCAUGGAUCUAAUACUAGAACUUCGUGAAAUGGGACAGAUCAACAGUACAAAACACGGAAACAGUACGAAACCAAUUGAAAUAACUCCAGAAAUAAUGGCGUCACAAGCAUUUACAUUUUACGUUGCUGGCUAUGAAACCAGCGCUGCUACUAUGUCGUACAUGCUUUACCAACUAGCAAUCAACCAAAGCAUUCAAAACAAAUUAAGAUCGGAAGUUGACAAGAUAACCCAAGCGAAUAAUGGAGAAAUAACAUACGACACUAUUAAGGAAAUGAAAUAUUUAAGCAAAGUAUUUGAUGAAACUCUACGAAUGUACUCAAUUGUAGAACCUCUGCAGAGGAAAGCUACAAGGGACUACCAAGUGCCCGGGACUGACUUAGUAAUCGAAAAGAACACGAUAGUACUUAUGUCUCCGAGAGGUAUUCACUACGAUGAGAAGUAUUACGACGAUCCUGAAGUAUUUAACCCUGAGAGAUUUGACCCGGAGGUGGCGGGCAAUCGUCAUCCAUGCGCUUACCUACCAUUUGGAGUCGGACAACGAAACUGUAUCGGUGUGCGCUUUGGUAAGCUGCAGUCUCAGCUAUGCAUAGCGAAGAUUUUAUCCAAGUUUCAAGUGGAACCUUCUCAAAAUACACCCAAGAAGUUAGAAGUAGAACCAGAUAGAGUUCUAAUUGGACCAAAAGGGGGGCUACGUCUAAAGGUGGUGCCAAGAAAGAUUAAAACGUAGAUUAAAGAAGAAUAAGGAUGUGCUCUGCUCUGUUGUUUAAAGACUGCCACGCUUGUCAAAUAGUUCAUUGCAGCUGUCGAGAAAAGACCUAAUUUCGGCCCAUUUCACUUCCCGAAUCAGGCAAAAUAUUAUUGAUAUUUUUAUAUUUCGUGAUUCUCAGUAAUAACAUAUUAUAUUUCAAAAUGAAAAUAGAA